AUGUCGGAAUCUGCGAAGGUAAGCACUCAGGGUUACAAUUUGGUGAAGCUUUUGAAGCGGUUGGAGGAUGCCACCGCUAGGCUAGAGGAUGUAACGAUUUACCAGGAAGGGUAUAUUCAAUCGAAGAUGGCAGCUAGCACGGUAUCUCAUGUACCCUCUUCUAACGACGUUGGUUCGUUAAGCGAAGAUAAAGGAUCUGGAUCGUCGUCAGUCUCUCUUUCAUCUGCUCUUUUAAAACCCGCAGCAGAGCCACUCUCUCAGGCACCGGAAUCGAUCGUAAAAUUCAACGAAUUGAUCGAAAGACACAUCAAUCCUUUGGUGGAGCUGAGUGAAAAGAUCGAUCCCGUCGUACACUCUUCUGUCAAGCUUUUCAAGCAAGCGUUCGAUGAGGAAUUGCGAUUUUUGAGGGCUGCUGUUGAGUCCAGGAAACCGGAUUACUCUUCCAAAGAGUUUUUGGAGGUUUUGAAACCCAUCAAUGAAUGUAUAAUCAAAAUUGGUGACCUGAAGGAUCAGAAUCGUCAAAGUCAGUUCUUUCCGUAUCUAAAUGCUGUUGCAGAGGGGGCACCAUUGUUCUCCUGGAUUACUAUCGAGACUCCCGUGUCCCUGGUAUCGGACUUCAAGGACGCAGCGCAGUUCUGGACCAACAGGGUAUUAAAGCAGUUCAAGGAGACGGAUUCUAACGCUGCUGCGUGGGUCAAGGAUUUCUUAGCCGUCUUUGAUGGAUUGAAGGAGUACGUUAAACAAUAUCAUACCACAGGGGUCGCGUGGAAGAAAGACGGUUUAGCUUUUGACCAAGCUAUCAAGAAGAAUGUUUCGUCAGCAGCAAGCGCCCCAGCCGCAACUUCCUCCGGCGCACCACCACCACCACCACCGCCCGCUCCACCAGCUUCUGUUUUUGAAGUUGAUACCUCGGCAUCUGAUGGCUCUAGUACUGGUAUCGGUGCAGUAUUUGCAGAGAUCAACCAGGGUGAAGAUAUUACCAAGAACCUAAAAAAAGUUGAUAGAUCACAACAAACCCACAAGAACCCAGAAUUGCGUUCGGCUUCCACAGUUCCUGGUAAGGCUCCUCCUCCAAGACCAAAGAAGCCAAGUACUUUGAAGACUAGAAAGCCUCCCAGAAAGGAGCUUGUCGGAAACAAAUGGUUUAUUGAAAAUUACGAAGGAGAAUCGGAUCCAAUUACCGUGGAAGGCAAUAAGGACGAAUCGAUAUUCAUCGGUAAUUGUUCCAACGUUUUGAUACAACUGAAGGGCAAGGUGAAUGCUGUCUCUUUGAAUGAGUCUGAUUCCACUAGUAUUGUCUUGGAUUCUUGUAUUUCAGGCUUGGAAUUGAUAAAAUGUGGCAAGUUUGGAGUUCAGGUGGAGCAUUCCUUGCCGCAGAUCACCAUUGACAAGUGCGACGAGGGGAACAUUUACCUAUCCAAGGAGUCUCUGGAGGCCGAGUUAUACACCUCGUGUUCGACAGGAAUUAACGUGAACUACCCUGUUGGCGAAGAGGGUGAUUUUGUUGAGUUCCCGAUCCCAGAGCAGUUGAAACACAGCUUUGCUAACGGGAAAUUAAACACUACUGUGUUUGAGCAUGCUGCUUGA
Molecule: messenger RNA, 1587 nt
Organism: Torulaspora globosa
Lineage: Eukaryota; Fungi; Ascomycota; Saccharomycetes; Saccharomycetales; Saccharomycetaceae
Gene: SRV2
Product: adenylate cyclase-binding protein
Exons: 1
Coding region: 1-1587 (528 amino acids)
Biological process (GO): regulation of adenylate cyclase activity; cytoskeleton organization
Cellular component (GO): cytoplasm
Molecular function (GO): adenylate cyclase binding; actin binding
Source: RefSeq, a predicted model, not a curated record